Messenger RNA from Microplitis demolitor, 1598 nucleotides. RefSeq names its product sodium/potassium/calcium exchanger 3 (gene zyd). Gene Ontology annotation, cellular component: membrane. Gene Ontology annotation, molecular function: calcium, potassium:sodium antiporter activity; calcium channel activity. The record is from RefSeq and is a predicted model, not a curated record. Lineage: Eukaryota; Metazoa; Arthropoda; Insecta; Hymenoptera; Braconidae. Gene Ontology annotation, biological process: calcium ion transmembrane transport; intracellular calcium ion homeostasis. The transcript is spliced from 8 exons. Bases 48 to 1469 code for a protein of 473 amino acids.
CGGAGUAGUUGUUAAUGUAGUAUGUGUGUGACAACGAGAUUGACAACAUGGAUACGUCUGACCUAGGAGGAGGGGUUAAUUGUACACCACCGGCAAUUGAGGACUUUCCACAUGACCUGUUUGAUGAGAAACAACGACAAGAAGGGGCUGUGGUUGUUCACGUCAUCGUGUCUCUUUACUUGUUCAUCGCUUUAGCGGUAGUAUGCGAUAAAUUCUUUGUACCUGCAGUAGAAAAAAUAUGUCAUGCAUUAUCAAUGUCAAAAGACGUAGCCGGUGCGACAUUUAUGGCAGCUGCAACAUCCGCACCAGAAUUAUUUGUGAACGCAAUUGGGACUUUUAUUACCGAAGGUGAUAUCGGUGUAGGAACGAUAGUAGGAUCAGCAGUCUUUAAUAUCCUUGCAGUGCCCGCUUGUUGUGGUAUUGGCGCGGGAAUGGUGGUUCCGUUGGACUGGUGGCCUGUAAGCCGAGAUUGCUUAGCUUACGGCGUAACAGUUGCUAUCUUAAUCUGCAUUAUUCACGAUGAGAGAGUAGAAUGGUACGAGGCACUGACCCUUGUCCUUCUAUACAUCGUAUACAUUGCAGUAAUGUACUGGGACAAAUCAUUUCAACGUUGUACACGUUUUCGUACCAAGAAAAGCGUUUCACCCUCCGAAGAAGUACAUAAUGGCCCAGGAGACGCCGGCGAAAUUCACUUAUCGAGAUCUGAUAAAUUGCAAUCGUCCGGUGAGAGAGUUGAGCAAAUUGCGACAAUCGACGUGCCACUGCAGAAUGGAGGAACGAAAAGUCAAGAGGAAAAUCACGAGGCUGAAUAUGAGUAUGAGUUAUUAGUGUGGCCAGCGAGAGGUGGGUGGAUACGUAAAACAGCGUGGGUACUUACUUGGCCAAUUCAUUUGAUUUUUAUGUGUACGAUACCAGAUUGUGAGAAACCUAGAUUUAAAAAAUGGUUCCCAGUAACAUUUAUCAUGUGUAUUGUAUGGAUUGGAUCUCUUAGUUAUGUCGUAGCUUGGAUGAUAACAAUUAUCGGUGAUACUCUAAAAAUACCAGACUCUGUAAUGGGUAUAACAUUUUUGGCAGCGGGAACAAGUGUCCCAGAAGCUGUAUCAAGUGUUAUUGUGGCUAAACAAGGUCAUGGCUCGAUGGGCAUCAGUAAUUCGAUUGGUUCGAAUACAUUUGACAUACUGCUUUGUCUAGGUCUACCAUGGCUUAUAAAAUCAUCUUUUUCACCAACCCAACCUGGACGUCACUAUAUCAGUAUAAAUUCAGGUGGUUUAGAAUACAGCGCAAUAUCACUUUUAUCAACUUUGAUGCUACUUUACAUAGCAUUUGCCUCGAAUAAAUUUCAACUUGAUUUAAAAGUCGGGCGUGCUUGUCUAUGUAUGUACGCAGUAUUUCUUAUUCUUGCCUCGCUUAUCGAGCUCAAUGUAUUCUUCAGGGUAAAUUUACCCACUUGUCAAAGGACGGUUAAGUGAUAAAAAAAAAUAAUAUUAAUAAUAAUAAUAAAUAAAGUAAAAUAAAAACACAAAAAAAUAUAUAUAUUGAUAUAAUAUAAUGCUUGUAAAAUUCAUUAAAAUAAUUGUUAUAAUAAUCACUAAAUUUUA